CCCUGAAUUGCCUUCAAAACAAUCCCGCCUUAGUGGCGGUCAGAGAAGCCUGCAAAGAAUGGGGAUUUUUCUAUGUCGGAAACCAUGGAAUUCCAAUUGAUCUUCUCCAACAAAUGGAGUUCCAGAGCCGCCAAAUAUAUUCUGUGUCGGCAGAAGCCAAAGAAAGAUCCAGUCAUGAGCUAUCAUCGCAGGGGCAACGCAGAGAGCUUCACCAUGCUGAAUUUACCAGAAUCCGAUUCCAUUAACGAGCUGUCCAACAAGAUAUGGCCACAGGAGGAAAGAUCAACAAUGUUCAGCGAGGCUUUCCGAACGUACUCUUUACGCAUGGCAGAGCUCGCACGAAAGAUCUGUAAAAUAAUUCUUGCCAGUCUUGGCUGGGAUGUGGAGAAUUUCUACCAUUUUCAUUUCGAAAAAUGCAGAGCUCACAUGCGAAUAAUGCACUACUUUUCUGAUGCAAAAUCUGUGGAGGAGGAGCUUCUAUUUUCUCAUACAGAUAUUGGUUGCAUUACAAUUCUUUACCAGGAUAAUGUAGGUGGGCUUCAGAUUCGAUCCAAGGAAGGGGAAUGGCUGAAUGUGAAGCCGAUCUCGAAUUCAUUCGUUGUCAAUUUGGGCGAUUCGAUAAAGGUGCGAAAAAACUGA
Cryptomeria japonica (Japanese cedar) is the source of this 639-nucleotide messenger RNA. RefSeq names its product probable 2-oxoglutarate-dependent dioxygenase AOP1.2. The record is from RefSeq and is a predicted model, not a curated record. Lineage: Eukaryota; Viridiplantae; Streptophyta; Pinopsida; Cupressales; Cupressaceae. Gene Ontology annotation, molecular function: dioxygenase activity. The transcript has 2 exons. The coding region runs from base 73 to 639 and encodes 188 amino acids.